GGAAAUACAAUGCAGAAUCAUGUUACUUUUCAACAAGAAGUCGCUGCACGAGCAGAUAUUCGUAGUAGAAGUAGUACUAAUAUGAAUAUCGCACCAGCAGUGCCUAUUGCAGGUGCAACGGAAACAAGUGUAAGAACAGCAACUAUCUUCACAAAUGCUGAUCGUCGUGGGGCUAAUCGAGGAGCAAGAGAUCGAGGACCUAAUGCAGGAGAACAAAUGGGAAACCGUGAAGGGGAACAACAACCACGUGGAGGUGAACAUUGGCGUGAUGAUGUCGACAUGGGGUCUAGUGGUUCUGCUAAUGUUAAGGCUACCAAGCGAGCAUCCCCCUACAGCAUGAUCCUUGUCUCAUUUUCAAGAGGGAAAUGGAUCCAGGGAGGAGGGUCUCAGGGAUGCACGUUGGUAGCUCUAAUCCCAGUCUUCAAAGUCGUGGUCCACCCAGUCUUCAAAGAACGCAAUGCCAGCGAGGCCCGUUUGAUCCUCUGCCGCAAACAGGGUCUCAGCAUAUCCCUACCGUUUUUCAGACUCUAGGAAGUGGGAGUGGAGGGCAGGCUCAAGAAGUAAAUGGAUUGUCCAUGGCUCAAGAGUCUCUCAACGCUUCAAGACAGCGAGACACCCUACAAUUGCACCAGAAAGGGAUUGUAUCACCAUCAGACUUGAGGCAGGUGUUUCAGCGGAAGUGUGGACCUUAAGAAAAAGGUUGUUUAGAAUAGUUGUUUAGAAUUUUUCGAUGAGUAGAUAGAUUGGAAGUUUUGUUCCCUAUAUAAGGAUAGAAGAGUUGAUGAUGUACUACGGUUGAUACAAUCUGAAUCAAUGCAGGUGUAUUCACGAUAGUAUUUACGAAGUAAUGCACACCAGCAUCUAACAAGUGUUGACAUUUGGUGAAAGAUAUCCAUCAACUACAUUUCAGAAUUUAAUAAACAGAAAUGAAUCCUGCGAGUGCUUGUAGAUAGGUCUAAAGAAGAGCCGAAAGUUUGGACAAGAUGUUAGAGCGCCAUUUACUUCUUGGAGGAAAGCACAGUGAAGCGUCUUCAACGGCAUCAGCAAGUGGAAUUACGAGAGCCCA
Messenger RNA from Amoebophrya sp. A25, 1066 nucleotides. NCBI's taxonomy places the organism in Eukaryota, Dinophyceae, Syndiniales, Amoebophryaceae. The record is from the annotation of a GenBank genome assembly.